This is a messenger RNA of Symbiodinium sp. CCMP2456, 409 nucleotides long. The record is from the annotation of a GenBank genome assembly. Lineage: Eukaryota; Dinophyceae; Suessiales; Symbiodiniaceae.
GAUCCGAAGGCCUUGGGCUUGGUCCCCCUGACGGACUCCGAAUGGGCAGGCUUGCCAUCAACCAGGGCCAACUAUGUGGCCUUCUCGCAGCAGCUGCCGAAUCCUUUGAUGGAGGCUGGCUGGCAAGGCAAAGGACGGGCCGAAAAGGCUGCCGAGACGAGCGCUGCCGAGGUCGAUCUGAACUUUGAUGUUGUGGCAGCAGGGUUCAUGUCCUCCUAUGUGGAUGCCCACGUGGCCUACGCAGAGUCCGGCCUGGAGAUCACAGGAGAGUGGCGAACAGCCGAUGGAUCUUCCGGGACUCUGACGGGAACGAAGGCCUUGGCUGGCCUGGCCCUGGGUGGACUGUGGCAUUUGGAGCUGCAGACGGGCGCCGAUUCCAUGCAGCAUGCUUGGAACUGCUGGUUCUCCU